This is a messenger RNA of Eurytemora carolleeae, 6823 nucleotides long. RefSeq names its product neurogenic locus Notch protein (gene N). Lineage: Eukaryota; Metazoa; Arthropoda; Copepoda; Calanoida; Temoridae. Gene Ontology annotation, molecular function: protein binding; calcium ion binding. Gene Ontology annotation, biological process: regulation of developmental process; cell differentiation; Notch signaling pathway. The record is from RefSeq and is a predicted model, not a curated record. Gene Ontology annotation, cellular component: plasma membrane; protein-containing complex.
GGUUUGAUGGCUAUAAUUGUGAGAAGAAUAUCGAUGAUUGUUCCGGUCAUCUUUGUCAGCACGGAGCAACCUGCGUGGACGGAGUUAAUACCUACUCCUGCAGAUGCACAGACAGUUGGCAAGGACAGUACUGCAGCAAGGACGUGGACGAGUGUGCUUACUCCAAUCCCUGCCAGAACCAUGGAACCUGUCAGAAUACUGAAGGUGGAUACGAGUGUAUCUGUGUGAACGGAUAUAUCGGGAAGAACUGUGAGACAAACAAGGAUGACUGUGCCGAGGGAAACUGUUUAUACGGAGGAACCUGCCAUGAUAGAGUUGGAGGAUUCUUCUGUGAAUGUCCUCCUGGUAAGACGGGGCUGCUCUGUCACCUAGAGGACGCCUGCUCCAGUAACCCCUGCAACCCCGGAGCUAGAUGUGACACGAACCCUGUCUCAGGAGCGUAUACGUGUAACUGUCCCCCAGGUUUCAACGGAACAGAUUGUGCUCAAGAUAUCAAUGAAUGCAACGGAGGGUCUCCUUGUGAACACGGAGGAGUUUGUGUAAAUACUCCUGGAUCAUUUAAGUGUAAAUGUAAACAGGGUUUCUCCGGACCCCGAUGUGAGACGAAUGUAAACGAAUGCGAGAGUAAUCCCUGUCGGAACAAGGGAACCUGUAUAGAUGAGAGAGGAGGAUAUCGAUGUAUCUGUAUGCCAGGAUUUGAAGGGGAGAACUGUGAAGUUGAUUAUGACGAAUGCAGUCCGAACCCAUGCAAGAACAACGGCUACUGUACGGACGGAAUCAACGGAUAUCAUUGCACCUGUAUCAAUGGGUUCGGUGGAACUAAUUGUGAAACGAAUAUUGAUGAUUGUUCUAGCAAUCCUUGCUACAACGGAGGAACAUGCCGGGACUCAUUCAACAGCUUCACGUGUGAGUGCUCUACCGCCUUCACGGGGACAAGGUGUGAGAUCAACAGAGAUGACUGUGCUGCUAAUCUGUGUAUGCAUGGAACCUGCAUCGACGGUAUCAAUGAUUUCACGUGUAAGUGUGAUCCUGGGUUUGCAGGACGCUUGUGUGAGCGUAAGAUUGAUCUGUGCGUGUACAAUCCUUGUCAGCAUGGCGGGGUAUGCGAGGAAACAGAAACCGGAUACAAGUGCCAUUGUUCUCCUGGAACCUACGGUACCAAGUGUGAGGUUAAUGUCAACGAGUGCUCCUCCAACCCUUGUCUUAACAAGGGCAAGUGCUUGGACGAGAUCAAUGGUUUCAAGUGUCAGUGCCCACCUGGAUACAGGGGAAGACUUUGCGAGGAAGAUAUUAAUGAGUGUCUGAGUCAGCCCUGUCUAAACGGAGGAGAGUGUACAGAUAUCAUUAAUGAUUUUGUAUGCCGCUGUCCCCACGGUUGGUAUGGAAAAAGAUGUCAAACCGACGUAGAUGAAUGCAGACAUCGUCCCUGUACAAACGGCGGAACGUGUGAGAAUGAAGUAUCCAGGUUUAUAUGCCACUGUCCACCUGGAUAUGAAGGUUCAACCUGCCAGAAGGAGAUAAACGAGUGUGAUGCGAACCCAUGCCAACACGGAGGAACCUGCUCCGACCUACUAGGAGGAUACAAGUGUACCUGUCCGUCUGGUUUCUCAGGAAUCAACUGUGAGGAGAAUAUUAAUGACUGUAUGAACAAUCCCUGCAAGAACGGAGGAAACUGUAUUGAUAAUAUCAACGGAUUCAAAUGUAUUUGUGAGCCUCCAUUUACUGGGAGCACUUGUGAAGUAGAAAUGGAUCCCUGUGCUUCAAAUCCUUGCGCCAAUGGAGCCAUCUGCAGUCCUUACAGUAACUACAGAGAUUUCACCUGCUCCUGUAAUAUUGGAUUCACAGGACGGUUUUGUGAGGAAGAUAUAGAUGAGUGUGCAACUUCUUCUCCGUGUAGAAACGGGGCAAGCUGUCACAACACUAAUGGGAGUUACACGUGUAUGUGCAAGAAAGGGUUCGAAGGAAGGGAUUGCCUCGUUAACACGGAUGAUUGUUCAGACUCUCCCUGUCUGAAUGGAGGAACGUGUCUUGAUAAAACUGCCGACUAUAGUUGUCUUUGUGUCCCGGGUUUCAUUGGGAAGAAUUGUCAGCAAGAUAAGAAUGAUUGUUCUCCUAACCCUUGUAAGAAUGGAGCUAAAUGUACAGACUAUGUUGACUCUUUUGUUUGUACGUGUCCACUUGGAUUCAGCGGAGAGCUGUGUGAAACUAAUGAUGAAGACUGUACUGGUAGUUCAUGUAUGAACGGGGGAACUUGUCAGGAUGGUAUCAACAACUACACCUGUCAUUGUCCAGAGGGUUUCACAGGAUCCAACUGCCAGAGUAGAAUAAACUCUUGUGAUAAGAACCCCUGCAAGAACGGAGCAACCUGUGAAAACGUAAACGGAUAUCACAAAUGUCACUGUAAGGUUGGAUUUACAGGUUCCAACUGUGAUCAGCUAGUAGAUUGGUGCUCUAACAACCCUUGUGAAAAUGGAGGACAGUGUAAGCAGCAUGGAGCCAGCUAUCACUGUUCCUGUUCUAGUGGUUGGACCGGGAAAUUGUGUGAUGUUAAGAUGGUUUCUUGUGAAAUUGCCGCAAACUACAGAGGAACUCCGGUCUCAGGUCUCUGUGAAAAUGGAGGUCGUUGUCGAAACAUUGGAACCUCGCACACUUGUGACUGUAAGGACGGAUAUUGGGGAUCCUACUGCCAGAACGAAUCCAAUGCAUGCUCUUCAAACCCCUGUUAUAAUGGAGCAACCUGUAACAACCUGAAAACGGAUUUCAGUUGCACAUGUGCUCCUGGUUUUAUGGGAUCACAGUGUGAGCAUGAUAUCAAUGAUUGUCAACCCAACCCCUGCAGAAACGGAGGAGCUUGCAAUGAUUUAAUCAAUGGUUUCUCCUGCUCUUGUCCUCCUGGAACCAAUGGUAAACUCUGCGAGAUCAAUGUAGAUGAAUGCUAUGACGGAGCUUGCCACAACAAUGGAGUUUGUCUGGACCGUGUAGGAGGGUUUGAAUGUAAGUGUAGGCCAGGAUACACAGGAUCACGUUGUGAGGGAGAUAUCAACGAAUGUUUGUCUAAACCCUGUUAUGAAUAUGGAACUGCAGAUUGUAGCCAACUCAUCAAUGAUUACAAAUGCAACUGUAAGCCCGGCUGGAUGGGGAAACAUUGUGAAUCUCAGCAAAAUUUCUGUUCUAACAAUCCUUGUAUGAGUGGAGGAGUAUGUACCAGCACUCACUACGGUCAUAUUUGUGCUUGUCCAACUGGGUUCAGCGGAGCAAACUGUGAGUUUGAGGGAGAUAGUUGCCAAAUCAAUCCUUGCAACAAUGGAGGAUCUUGUGUCCCUACUGUCUCUGGGUAUAGAUGUGAAUGUAAUGCAGGAACUACAGGACCGAACUGUGAGACUGACAACAGGAACGAGUGCAUGUACAACAGAUGUCAGAACGGAGGCCAGUGUAUAGAUAGACCUGGAGAUUAUGCUUGCCGCUGCAAAGAACAAUACAGAGGAAAGAAUUGUGAGGUUUUUGAUAAAUCUUCUGAUGGCGGUGUUGAUAUAACUAUUGAUAGUAUUUAUGGAAACAAUCGGAAUAUUGAUUACGAGGAAGAUUUAAGGAGAUGUAAACAAUAUGAUUGUCAGAAUAAAGCUGGAAAUAAAAUCUGUGACGAGGUUUGCAACACUCUCGCUUGCUCUUUUGAUGAUGGCGAUUGUAAUCUUGGUGUGAACCCCUGGAAACAUUGUAAUGCUAGCUCUGGUGGUGUCCCCUGUGCAAACUUGUUUAAUGAUAGUAUUUGUCAUGAGGAGUGUAAUACUGCUGCUUGUCUGUUUGAUGGACGGGAUUGCGAGGUUGGAGGAGGACAGACACAGUGCAGACCUGAGUAUGAUGUCUACUGCACCAUGAACUACAGGAACGGGAAGUGUGAUGAGGGAUGUAACACUGGAGCCUGUGGUUGGGACGGAGGAGAUUGUGAUGAUAUCACCAGAAGUAAACGGCCGACAGACGGAUCUAUUUUCUUUGUCCUCAACAUGGCUCUAGAUAAGUUUCAUGAUCAGUAUAAAACCUUGUUCGAACGUUUCCUGUCUCUGAAGCUGGGAACUAACUUGAAAGUUAAGCACGACGAGAACGGACAUGCAAUGGUUUAUCCGUUCGACCCUAGGGAGAUCAUUGCAGACCCUAACAGCACAACCUUUGCUACAGGAUUAGAGUUUAUCUCCGGAGAUGGAGACUCAACUAUAGUUGUGUAUAUGGAGGUUGAUAAUGUUAACUGCGAGGAGCAUUGUUUCUCUACUACCGAAGAAGUCACUAAUUACAUUGCUGCUGCCUAUGCUGAUGAACUGAGAAAGGACUGGGGAGUAAUUCAGAUCGGAGAAACCAAGACUGUCAAUGGAGAAAGCACCAGUCCUGUCGGAGUAAUUGUUGGGAUUCUUGUAAUUGCUCUGGUAUUGGUUACACUUGGAGUAGUUGUUUCUACUAAUAAGAGGAAAAGUAAGGGAAUAACCUGGUUUCCUGAAGGAUUUCUGGCUCAUGCUCCCCAACGUCCUGGUCAUAGAAAAGCUCCAGAUGGACAAGAAAUGUUUGGUAUGCCACCUUCAAAGCAUCCGUCCCAGUUUGACAUUGAUAGGAUCGGCUAUAUUCAUGACGGAUGGUCGGAUGAUGAUCCAAAUGAGAGACCUGCUAAGAGGAACAGAAGAGAUCCAUCCUCCUCCUCUGGUCAAACCAAUAUGUCUGAUUUUGACGAUGCUGAUCAACGCCAAUGGACUGCUCAGCACAUGAACGCUGCUGAUGUGAAGAACCCGGAUAUUCUUGGAGCUCUAACUCCACCUCAAGCCGAGGUGAUCAUGAAUGAAAGGAUGACGAAUGAUAUCGAUGUUCGAGGACCUUGUGGACUUACGCCUCUGAUGUUGGCCUCAUUCCGUGGAGGAGGCCUAGACAGUGGAGAUAUAAAUGAAGAUGAAGACGGAGAAGUAAAUGCUGUUCUCCAGGACCUGAUUGCACAAGGAGCCAAUAUCUCAAUUCAGAUGGACAAAACUGGAGAAACCCCUCUCCAUCUAGCGGCAAGAUAUGCAAGAGCUGAUGCUGCCAAGAAGCUUCUAGAUGCUAAAGCUGAUGCUAAUGCUCCCGAUAACACUGGCCGAACUCCUCUUCACGCUGCUGUAGCUGCUGAUGCUCAAGGUGUAUUUCAGAUCCUUCUCAGACAUAGAGCAACAAAUCUUGAUGCUAAAACUUAUGAUGGAACAACUCCAUUAAUCCUGGCGGCUAGGUUGGCAAUUGAAGGUGUUGUAGAGGAACUGAUCCAAUCAGAUGCUGAUAUUAACGCUAGUGAUGAGAAUGGAAAAUCUGCAUUGCACUGGGCUGCUAGUGUAAAUAACGUAGAUGCUGUUAACACACUUCUUGCUCAUGGUGCCAAUAGAGACGCUCAGGAUCAUAAAGAUGAAACUCCACUGUUCUUGGCUUGCAGAGAAGGAAGCUACCAGGCUGCUAAAGCUCUUCUUGAUCAUUGUGCAAAUAGAGAUAUAACAGAUCACAUGGAUCGGUUACCUAGAGAUAUUGCUCAGGAACGAUUACAUCAUGAUAUUGUCCGUCUUCUUGAAGAACAUAUUCCUCCAGCUCCUCAACCACAAAUAUCUCAACCCGUCCUUCCUCCCAACCUCUCCAAUGACAGCCAUCAAAUGACUCCAAACAAACCAAAACCUAAGAAGCGAUCAAAGACGAUAGAAGGAUCUCCAAUGGAAGGAGGAAUGCAUUCUCCACCCUCAAUGAACAUGCAUAUGAACGGAAUGUUGACUCUUCCUAAGAACCGAAGACCAAGUGUAAAGAGAAAGAAGCCUGAUGAUAUGAUGAUGCUUUCUCCUGAGGGAGAUCAUUCUCAUUUUGACACCAUGUAUGGACAUUCAAUGCAGAUGCAUCAUCAGGAAAUGAUGAUGCUGGCACAAAAACAACCUCCUAGUUAUGAUGAUACAAUGAGUGGAAAGAUGAAUCCCCAUCAUCAAUCCAUGGCAGGGCUUUCAAUAAAUGGUCAUCAGCCUGAAUCUCAAUUCUUUCCAAUGCAUCCCAGGCAGCAGUCAAUUCCUGCCAGUAUGACAUUCACCCACAUGUCUCCACAGAAUCCCCAAACCCUCUCCCCUCCUCAUCAUUCAAUGAUGUCUCCGCCUCAGUCCGUUCAAUCAACUCAUUCUCUCUCUCCUCCCGUCCUUACAUCAUCUCCUCAGACAAUGCAGCACCAAUCCUCUCCCAAUAAAUCCCGUGGCAUGAUGCUUCCCACAUCUCCGACUCAUCUUGCAGCCAUGCGGGGCGCUUCUCAUCAGAGACAUCAAUCCUUCGACUUCCCCGAGAACGCAGGUCCUGUGAUGAACCAAAUGGGAGGAUACUAUCCAUAUCCUACUCCUCCUCAGAACGGAGAGAACGGAAACUUCAUGACUCCGUCUCCAGAGUCUCCUAGCCAAUGGAGCACGAACUCCCCACAAAGUCACUCCGACUGGAGUGAUGGCAAUAUUCAUUCUCCACCUAAUUUUCAGCAACAGCAGCAGCAAUAUAAACCUCAGGAAGCUGUUUAUAUAUAAUCAAUUCUGAACUCUACGAGUAUAAAAAUAUCCUUGCAAGAAGUGACAUGAACGCUCUAUAAAAACUUGUGAAAAUUUAUCAUUAUGCGAAUUUUUAGGAACGUAUAGUACGAAUGAUUAUUAAGAUCUCAAAACAAGUAACCCUGGUUUCAGUUCGUUUCUUAUUAUUUAUAUAGUCAGAACCUGUUAAUUGGUAGAGGACCUGAACUUUGUCAGGAAGUCUUCCACAUCUAUUUUGUUGUUAAAGCAUAUGAUGUAGAUAUAAAUAAAUAUAAAUUGUUUAUCAA